AAAUAUACUUUCCCUUUUCUGCCCAGCAACUGUGCCUGAGAAGGCUCCUGCUUUCCCAUUGGAGAGAUCACGUAACCCUGCCCAAUCAGUGGAAACGUUUGACUCACAAAAAUGAAACUAAUAUUCCAUUGUGUGAAUAUAACGGGAACAUGGCUGGUAUCCUCCCUCCGGUGUUUCUGAUCUUUAGCCUGGGGACUUCUGUUGUGUAUUCUGGAAGUCACACUCUACACUAUGAUGUCACUAUUGUAUCAGCUCCGACCCCUGGGGUCCCUCGGUAUUUAGUUAGUAUGUAUGUGGAUGGCGUGCAGUAUGGGAGGUACAACAGUGACACGUGCCAUGCCGAGGCUUUAUAUCCGUCCCUGGGGGCACUUUCUGAGCACAUAGAAAAGCAAACUCAGUAUGCUCAGGGAUAUGAAAUGAGGCAAAGACGCAGGCUGAAAUCUCUAAAUGGAUAUUUAAACAAAACAAGAGGUAAUGGUAAUAUCUACCAGAGGAGGCUUGCCUGUGAGCUGUAUGAAGAUGGCACCAUUGGUGGAUAUGAGGAGAUUGCCUUUGAUGGGCAGGAGCUUUUGGUAUAUGAUAAGGAGAGAGUGGUGUAUGUGCCUGUAACACAGGAGGCUGAGAUGUUAUCGUUCAUAUGGAAUAUACGUUGUGGUCCCACUGAUACUAAGAUAUACAUGGAGAAUGACUGCAUUGAGCAUAUAAAGCUGUAUCUCCCUUAUAUAUCCACUGACUUGGAGAGGAAAGUUCCCCCCAAUGUGAAUAUUUCCAGCUCAGAGUCAGAGAGUGGCACCAAACUGCACUGCCGGGUGUAUGGGUUCUACCCCCGAGAUGUGGAAGUGAAGUGGAUAAAGAAUGGGAGAGAUGAGAUUCACUCAGAGGAGGCAGCACAGAUCCUGCCAAACCCUGAUGGCACCUAUCAGAUCAGAGUCAGUGUGGGGGUAACACCAGACAAAAAUAGUAACUAUUCCUGCCUUGUGGAUCAUAACAGUUUGGAGACCCCGAUUAUUGUAACCUUUGUACCCAACAAUGGAAGAAGCCAUUUGUAUUUCAUCAUACCUGUCAGUGUGAUAUUUCUCCUCCUCCUGAUUAUCCUGGGAAUAUUUAUAUACAGAAAGCAAAUGACGAAAGACUCUCAUGGCAGCCAUGAAUGUGUGAGUAUCAGUGGGGAGAGCUUGAACACUGAUGCGCGCCCCAAGGCGCAGGAAGAGCAGAUAACUCAUAGCUCGCCGGAGGGAUUAGAGAACUCUGAUGAGAUUUUACGAAAAGUUGAAAAGAGGCAUUAUCCUUUUUAUAUCAAGCAAGUUCUAAAGCCUCAAUGAAGCUGACCCACUAAUUUUGUAAAGAAGUUGACUAAUUCCAGUGGCGAACAAAUUUAUCUGACCAAAUUCUGCUGCUCAAAAGCAAUUACAGAUGCAGGAGGAUUCACCAGAGAAUGCUGAUUAUGAGCACUACGGCAGCCAUCUUGUUAUCUUACAUGUAGACUUCAUUGUGUCCCGAGAGCUGGGGAAUUUUUCAGCAAUCGAUAUUGUUUAGAACUGGGAUCCCCAACCUUUUAUUACCACACUCAGUUGUAAACAGUGCUGGGGAGCAACACAAGCAACCCAAGUUAUUCGGGGAUGCCAAAUAAGGGCUGUGAUUGGCUAUUUGGUAGACACAUGUGGACUGCUAGCCUGCUCUGUGUUUCCACUUGCCUCCAAGACAGAAAUGUAAAAAUGGGCACCGACUUUAUGGCCACUGGGAGGAAAAUCAAAGAGGGUGGUGAGCGACAUGUUGCCCCUGAGCCACUGGUUGGGGAUCACUGGGUUAGAGGAGCAGAGGGGCCUAAGCCUUAUUUCUUGUAACAGUAACAUUACUUAUUGGAGUUAGUUAUCUGACUGGAGGAUGGGGCAAUUCUUGGUGGAUCCUGGAGGUGCCAGGGGCAGAUGGGAAAGAAGCAGAACCUGGGAAGAGUCUGGUCCUGGAGCCCAAACUAAAGGGAGGUUCACCAGAGGCAAUAAGGCACACCCUACAUGCCCAACAGGGAGGUGCCACCCCUGCAGCACCACCUGCCAAGCAACAAGAAUUCUCAAGGUGACCAACACCAUCAGAAUUGCCUGUAAACUCUACUGACUCAAACCCUCUGAGCAUUUGCUUAAUAAGUCCCCAAUGGGAGGCUCCAGUGAGGCCUUUUUUUGCAUAGAAGAGACAUUUUUGAAAAGAUAGUACUAACGGGGGUUUAAGGAACGUAAGGGGUUAUGUAAUAAAAAGUACUAAGUUCGCCCAGCAACAGUGACCCAUAGCAACCAAUCAGCAGGUAGCAUUUACUGGUCACCUGUUAAAAAACAUACAUCUUAUUGGUUGCUGCUCCUGGCAAACGUAGUGCCUUUUAUUACAUAUGGGGGUUUGUGUAGCAAUUGAACUGUGUUUUAAAAAUCCCACCUGUAAGUAAUUCUGGGGCUGCCACUUUAAAAUACUGUGGUAGUUAGUGGGCCGGUACUGUAUUACUAGUCCGUUAUACAGACCCCCAUGUAGGAGUUCUACUACUCUGCAUUUUUCUCUUUGCUACAUUCAUUUGCUACAUUUGUGUUAUGAUACCCAAAAGCUUCCUGUAACAUAUACAGUGGAUAAGGUGCCCUUUACUGUGAUUUAAAAAGAUAUCGUCUAUUAUCAUCUUUAUAAAUAAUAGUAAGGGCUCCUUUAUUCAAUACAAUUAGCUUUUCUGGAUGACCCAGUUAAAAGGGCCACAGUGCAAAUCCACAAAACACUGCAUUAAAUGAAUGAACCAUGCUGCUACUUAUUCCUGAGAGUCCGAGGGUUAAGAGCGCAGUAACUUUUUCAUCUUUAUAUGCAGCAUAUAUAUUGCAAGAAAGGCACAACCAUGAUGUUAUUAUCAACAAACACCACAUAUUAUCUAUAAAUAACAUUAUCUAUAAAUUAAUAUUAACUAUAAAAAGUGACUAUAUCUUUAAUACACACAUAUUUAUAUAAAUACCCUAUCCAGUUUAUACUAAAGCAAUCUCCUACUAACCAGCUCCCCAGACUCCCACCUCCCUCCCCUGCAAUCAGUCUUACACCCUGCUGCUGGGAUCCCCCUGCUCUCCCCUAAGAGAGAACCUGUUUAUUCCAUGGUAAUAUCCCUAUCAUGGCUGCCUGUUAAGCAAAGAAUAGCAUACAAAUUCCUUCUGCUAACAUUCAUAUGGCACUGCCAUCCCUCAACUUAAACCUUUCUACCUUGCUGCUCCCCAAUUCCUAAUUCCAUCCCCGAAUUCCUUCUUGAGGAACAAUCUCUCUAAGUAGGGAUGAACCAAAUCCACUUUUUUUGAAUUCGGCCGAACCCCAAAUCCUUCUUGAGAGAUUCGGCUGAAUACCGAACUGAAUCCGAAUCCUAGUUUGCAAAUGCAAAUUAUAUAACAGAAGGGUUAAAUGUUGCCGUGCGAUUAAAAAAAAUCCAACUUCUAUGUUUACAUGACAAAGAGUCACAUCGUUUUUUGAGGAUUUGGUUUCAGUACUGCCAGGAGCGUGGAUUCGGCCGAAUCCUGUUGAAAAAGGCAGAAUAUUGGCCAAAUCCCAAAUAGAAUCCUGGAUCCCUAACUUUAUUUAUCAUGUCUAGUCCUACACUAGGGCAAAACUCCAAAACAUGUGCGCUUUUACCCUCCAAAUUGUGCCUGUAUGUUACCCGACUACUUAGAUUGUAAGCUCUACGGGGCAGGGACCUCCUUCCUACUGUGUCUCAUACCUCAUGGCACUUACUCCAUGUGCAUUUAUAUAUAUUUAUUGUAUUUAUUAUAACACUUGUCCUCCCUGUGUGUAAUUGUGUAUAUUGUAAGAUUGUACAGCGCUGCGUACCCUUGUGGCGCUUUAUAAAUAAAGUUAUAU
Xenopus tropicalis (tropical clawed frog) is the source of this 3858-nucleotide messenger RNA. RefSeq names its product major histocompatibility complex, class 1, UB alpha chain, subfamily 16, member 3 (gene mhc1-uba16.3). NCBI's taxonomy places the organism in Eukaryota, Metazoa, Chordata, Amphibia, Anura, Pipidae. The transcript is spliced from 6 exons. Bases 150 to 1322 code for a protein of 390 amino acids. The record is from RefSeq and is a predicted model, not a curated record. Gene Ontology annotation, cellular component: plasma membrane.